Messenger RNA from Laccaria bicolor S238N-H82, 2103 nucleotides. RefSeq lists its product as uncharacterized. Bases 1 to 2103 code for a protein of 700 amino acids. The record is from RefSeq and is a predicted model, not a curated record. NCBI's taxonomy places the organism in Eukaryota, Fungi, Basidiomycota, Agaricomycetes, Agaricales, Hydnangiaceae. The transcript is spliced from 6 exons.
AUGACACCCAGUGCCAGCUUCAGUCUCAUCCGAAGGCCCAAGUUAGACCCUGACGCCGGUCCUCCCAAGACUGCCAUGGCCGCUUUAAGGCAAGCCAAAACUGCCGAACGUCUUGCAAAUCAGAAUGCCGCGAUUGCGAAAGGCAAUUAUCAGCUUGCGGAUAUCCCCUGUGAGGCCUGCAGCAAACGCCAAGAUCGAGACAUUGUUCCAUGCGCUAUCCGUUCCCCCCCACAACAAGGAUCCUGCUUCACCUGCAGUACAGUAACCAAGAAAAAGGACACCGACAGUGAGGUCGAAGACGAGAUCCAAAAGGGGUUGCAGGAUCUUGAAACGGCCACAGUCUCCGGGGGAGAUGCCCAAGUGAAGAUCGUGAGGAAGAAAGUGAGGUCAAAGAAGCCGCAGGUGAAGAAGGUGAAGCCGGAUGUCAAAGAGAAGGGCAAGCAGGAUGUCGAAAUGGCCGCAGUCGGGCAUGAUGUGGAGCAUGCAAUUGACGUGGACAUGGAGGUUGGUCUGACAAUGGGAAAGGGGAAGUCCAAGGGUGGUAUCAACAUAGAGAUGGCCGAAGUCAAACAUGAGGAAACCGAGGUCGGUGCCAUUCCAAAAGCUGACAAAGACGUGGGCCGGGUGACUCCCACCAUAAUCAUUGAGCCACCCACACCACACACAUCGGCGAUUUUCAAGAGCACUGAGACCGAGGUUGGUACCAACACUGACAAAGGAAAGGGCCGGGAGAUUGGGCCGCCAGCCAGUGAGAUGGAGUGGAUCGUGCCCGAGUUAGCAAUGCGGCCAGAAUUGGGCUUGGCUGUCAAUUAUAUGCAACAAAGCUUUACACCCCCACCUGUUGAGCACACGUCCCGGCCAGAAGGUUCGCGUUCGGUAUCCCGUUCUCGGCAGGUCAGCCCACCAGAUCCCAAGGAGGUUCAUCUUGACACGGCGCUCUAUCAGAAGAAGAUUGACUUUAGGUCCUUGAGCCCCCCACCGAACUUCGACAUGCAGACGAUGCAGCAGGAGAUCAGAAGACUUGCUCAUGGCCAAGCCGACCUCCUGCAGAAACUCCGAGACCAACAAGCGCAAGUCAGCGUCAUGGAGUCGUCUACCCCUACUAUGCGAGAGUAUUCAGCAUUUGUGGUCCGAAAACAAGAUAUUGACGCAAGUGCCCUUCUCCCCCCAGCGGUUGACUCACCCGUGACCCUGUCACAACGUCUUUUGGCACUCGAAGUGAUUACCCGGUGUAUUCAAGAUCAAGAUUUGGCUAGCCGUCCUCUGUCGGAGAAAAUUGCAAGUCUAGAGACCUCCGUUUGGUUUCAGGAAGAAAAAAUCACCGGAGCGACUCGCCGGAUGGACCGUAUUGAAGAGUCUGCCCACAGGCGUUGGAAGGAAACACAAGAAGAUUUGCAGUCCAUCCGAAGUGAUCACCAGAGACUGGAAGCCGAGGUGAGGGAAGCCGUCAAGACACUGGAGAACAAGUGGGAGACUACGCCAGCUGCGUUACAAGAGAGUCUCAGCCGGGGCUUUGAGAAACUUGCAAGCCGCAUCGAAACUGCCGAGCUAACACUCCACGACCUCACCAAAUCAGUCACUACUAUUUCGGAGCUCAACCUGCGGCUCGGUGCUCGCCAAUCAAGUCUGGAAUCGCUCAUUAUCCAGUUCCUUGGCAAGAAGGAGAAGAAGCACACUGGCAUCAAUACCGAUUGCUCAGUCUCACCCGACCGCGGUCAGAAAAGCCAGCAGGUACAAGUCUCCCCGACCCCGGGUGUUGUUCUGCCAAACCCAGUUUCAACCGAUCACGCGCAAGUCUCUCCAACCCCGGCCGUCUUUCUGCCUCCAGCAUCUGAGAGCCCAGCGGUCCUUCUGUUGGCGCCAAACCCAAUUCCUCCAACCCGGGCAAGUUCGCCCGGUCCUUACAUUGGGGGUAAUAGGAAGUCACCUUGGCUACAGAAACUCGAACCCACAUUUCAAACCCCUGCACAGACCGAGUGCGGUUGUUUGAGCCAGACCUGUUCCAACAUGGUGUCAACUGGAUGGGACCAGGUUGGGCUGAUCCACACUGCAUGGGAUUCAAAGCUCUUCAGCAGACCCAUGACACAUGAGCCCAUUCCAUGA